AUGGAACCGGGCCCGGUCCCUGACGAUCACCGUCCGGCCGAAAGCUUCCGACGCCAGCUUCAUCACCGAAUGGCAGUCCUCGCAGAUCCUGAGGUUCUUGAUGAUGCGGACCGUCGUCCCCGGCCUGGUUUUGAGCAGUCCGAAGGCCAGCGCCAGCUUCUCGCUGUGCUGGGCGAGGCACUGCUCCUUGUCCUCCUCGUCCAUGUCGAAGGAGACGGCACCAGCCACAUGCCUCGGCUCUUGUGCGCUCCUGAGCCUGGAGAUUUCAUCCAGCAUCGCGUAGAUUUGAUUCAUCUCGGGGUGGGAAGGAUCCCCGGAGGUGAACUCGUGGACGAUCCCUCCCACUUCGACGGAGCUCGACCCGGGGGGCUUCUGAAUCCUCCUCUCCUUCAUCGUCUCCCUCGUUUCCUCGACCUUGUCCCAUCUGCCAACGGAGGCGUACGCAUUCGAUAAGAACACUAGUGCUCCGGCGUUCUGGGGGUCCAACUGGAGCAUCUCCUUGGCCGCCAUCUCCCCCAUCUCGAGGUUCCUGUGAGCUCGGCAGGCGAUCAGGAGGGCCCCCCAGAGGACCACGUCCAGGUCCAUAGGGAUCCCCUUGAUCAGCUCCAGCGCCUUCUCUAG
Molecule: messenger RNA, 621 nt
Organism: Spirodela intermedia
Lineage: Eukaryota; Viridiplantae; Streptophyta; Magnoliopsida; Alismatales; Araceae
Source: the annotation of a GenBank genome assembly